AUGACCAACCCUAAAGGUACUCGUCGUGGUACCCGAUACAUGUUCUCCAAGGACUUCCGAAAGAAGGGAGUUAUUGGCUUGAAGACCUACUUCGCCAACUACCACAAGGGAGACAUCGUCGACAUCAAGGGUGAUGGUGCCGUCCAGAAGGGUAUGCCCCACAAGGUUUACCACGGAACCACUGGCCGAGUUUUCAACGUCUCUCGAAAGGCCGUCGGUGUUAUCGUCAACAAGAAGCACAACGGACGAAUCAUCGCCAAGCGAGUGAACCUCCGAAUCGAGCACGUCCGACACUCCAAGUCCCGACAGGGUUUCCUCGACCGAGUCAAGACCAACAACGCUCGAAUCGCUGAGGCCAAGAAGGCCGGCACCUUCGUUGAUGUCAAGCGAAUCAACGUCCAGCCCCGACCUGCUCACACCGUCAAGCUCUUCGGCAAAGAACCCGAGAUGGUCGCCCCUAUUCCAUACGAAUUCAUUAUCUAA
Molecule: messenger RNA, 483 nt
Organism: Oikopleura dioica
Lineage: Eukaryota; Metazoa; Chordata; Appendicularia; Copelata; Oikopleuridae
Source: the annotation of a GenBank genome assembly